CCGAAAGUUAUACAUUGAAAAAUGAAAAUCAUAUAUAUUCGGUUUAUUUUUAAACCCUUUUGUGCGUAAAUUGAUGAGGGCAACAUACAGAAACAAUUUUCCAAGCAGCUUCAACCAUCCACCGAGGAGCCAAGCAGCGCCGAUCGGCCAUUUCAAUCCUUGCGAUCCUAAUUGCCACUAAUUCAAUUUUUGGUGGACAAGUAGAAGCAAGAGAGAAAAUGCUAUCGGGAUUGAAGUUUAUACCGCGUGAUGAAGUGGAACAAGUUAGAGAAGACAAGUUGGAUGAUUCUGCAAAGGAGAGGAAAAAGUCGAAAAGUAGGAAGAAGCAUAGGAAGAAGAAGGAGAAGUCUCGUUCUGAUAGUUCAGAUGAUGAAUUGGGGAAAAUAAGGAAAAGGUCUAAGAAGAAGAAUUGGCAUGGUUCAGAUGAUGAUGAUUUCUCCUCCUCCAGUGGUAGUGAUAGUCUAAGUGACUCUAAAUUGAAUAAGAAGAGAAAGACUGAUAAGAGAAAAGCAAAAAAGAAGUAUGACGACACCUCGGAAGAUGAGGAGAGAGAUGCUGUUGAAAAAGCUGAUAAGGAUAGUGCGAGGAAAGAUAUGGGACUUGACUGGAUGCUUAGACCGAAAGAGGAUAUCGGAAAGAAGGGCAACCAUGUAUCCGACGAUUUGCUAGAGAGAACUCCAGUUGAAGAGACAAAGAAAGUAAAUCCCAAAGAAAUGAAUCCAUACUGGAAGGAUGAUGGAAGUGGUUAUCCAGAUGAUACAGAUACGGGAAAGGCUGGAGGAGAUCAUCUCUUUUCUUCUUCUGUUGUAGGAGAUGGAGGUGCAAGUUGGAGACUGAAAGCUCUGAAACGUGCUAAAGAACAAGCAGCUCGUGAUGGACGCAAAUUGGAUGAGGUGGUUGAAGAGAGAUGGGGUUCGCUAGGGGAACUGGCUGUAUCUGUGGCAUCUCGUUCUGCUGCUCCAUCACGUGCUCAUCUGACAGCUAUACACAAUAGAAAGAAGGGACCAGUAGAAGAAAAACAAACUGUCACAGAUGCAAAAAGUGAAAGGGCUUAUGAGAAGGAUGUAUCCACCCCUAAUCCUAACAUGAGGAUUCCUAAACGACACGAUUCUUUAUCAUGGGGAAAGGGAAGAAGAAAUAGGAUGUCCACUGAAGAUGCAACCCUUGUAUCUUCAACUCUAGCAAGCCUUAAUAAGUUUUCUAAUGAUGGAAGCUUUAUGUCCGAAGUAACUAGUCAGCGUUCUGCUGAUUCUGGAGCAAAGCGUGACAGAGAAAGAAAGUCGGAUGUUGUUCAAAUAGAUUCAGAGAAACUUAGUGACGCUGUAGUGAAACCUGAAAUGAGCGCAAAUCAAAUAGCUGCGAAAGUAAUGCAGCUUCGAUUGAAGGGAAAGCAUGAAGAGGCUGAUAACCUUUUGAAAGAAGCAGAGAAAAUGAAAGCUCAGAGUAGUGGUCAGGAAAGUGCAAGCAGAACGCAGGAGGGACACACCCGCAGGUAUGUCAUGCAUGACAGCAGUGUUCGUCAAAAGAAGAACGAAGAAGAUGCUGACAUGCAUCUAGCUACUAAAAUAAUGCAAAACAAAAAAUUUAGCAUCUCUGGGCAGGCCGAUGAUGAAUAUGACUAUGACGAGGGCCCAAGAAAAAAGAGGGAGAAUAAAGGAGGCAAUGAUCAUAGGUCAGGAGUAAAGACUAAUUUCCCACAGCGCAUCUUAACCCAACACGAGCGGUGCCAAUUUUGUUUUGAGAAUCCCUCGAGGCCAAGACAUCUUGUUAUCUCAAUUGCCAACUUUGUGUAUCUUAUGCUCCCGCAGUGGCAGCCGAUUGUGCCAGGACAUUGCUGCAUCUUACCUAUGCAGCACGAGGCUUCUACAAGAAAUGUAGACAACAAUGUGUGGGACGAAAUACGCAACUUUAAAAAGUGUCUUAUCAUGAUGUUUGCCAAGCAAGAGAAGGAAGUGGUUUUUAUUGAAACAGUGAUGGGGCUGGCACAGCAACGCCGACACUGUUUGGUUGAGUGCAUACCUUUACCUGAAGCUGUUGCCAAGCAAGCACCUUUAUACUUUAAAAAGGCAAUCGACGAAGCUGAAGACGAGUGGAGUCAGCAUAAUGCAAAGAAACUAAUAGAUACAAGCGUGAAAGGCUUGCGCGCCUCGAUCCCAAAAGACUUCCCCUAUUUUCAUGUUGAGUUUGGUUUAAGCAAGGGAUUUGUUCAUGUUAUUGAUGAUGAAACAUCGUUUAAAAGCAAUUUUGGUCUCAAUGUCUUGAGAGGAAUGCUAAAAUUGCCUGCUGAAGACAUGCACAGUCGCAGGAAGCACGAAUCAGUGGACUCACAGAAAGUAGCUGUUAGAAAUUUCAAUCAAGAAUGGGAACCAUUUGAUUGGACAAAGCAAUUAGAUUGAAAUAUUUGGAAAACAAUUGGCUGUACCAUUAAUCUUGCUCCUUUUUUUUUUUGUACCUGUUUGUAUUCUUUUUUAGUAAAAAUAUAUGUUGAAAUUGCAUACUAAUACUGCUAUCAAUUUUUUGAUCUAUUUAAAUUUGUGAUUCAUAAAA
Messenger RNA from Daucus carota subsp. sativus, 2547 nucleotides. RefSeq lists its product as uncharacterized. The transcript is spliced from 10 exons. Bases 219 to 2396 code for a protein of 725 amino acids. The record is from RefSeq and is a predicted model, not a curated record. Gene Ontology annotation, cellular component: post-mRNA release spliceosomal complex. Lineage: Eukaryota; Viridiplantae; Streptophyta; Magnoliopsida; Apiales; Apiaceae. Gene Ontology annotation, biological process: mRNA splicing, via spliceosome.